Messenger RNA from Closterium sp. Naga37s-1, 12150 nucleotides. The record is from the annotation of a GenBank genome assembly. Lineage: Eukaryota; Viridiplantae; Streptophyta; Zygnematophyceae; Desmidiales; Closteriaceae.
AUGGCGAUGCUCUGGGGCGUCCGGGGAGAGCAUCGCGACGCUCUGGGGCGUCCGGGGAGAGCAUCGCGACGCUCUGGGGCGUCCGGGGAGAGCAUCGCGACGCUCUGGGGCGGCUGGGGAGAGCAUCGCGACGCUCUGGGCGUCCUGGUAGAGCAUCACGACGCUCUGGGGCGUCCGGGGAGAGCAUCGCGACGCUCAGGGGCGUCCGGGGAGAGCAUCGCGAUGCUUGGGGCUUCCGGGGAGAGCAUCGCGACGCUCUGGGGCGUCCGGGAAGAGCAUAGCGACGCUCUGGGGCGUCCGGGGAGAGCAUCGCGACGCUCUGGGGCAUCCUGGGAGAGCAUCGGGACGCUCUGGGGCGUUCGGGGAGAGCAUCGCAACGCUCUGGGGCGUCCGGGGAGAGCAUCGCGACGCUCUGGGGCGUCCGGGGAGAGCAUCGCGACGCUCUGGGGCGGCUGGGGAGCAUCACGACGCUCUGGGGCGUCCGGGGCGUCCGGGGAGAGCAUCACGACGCUCUGGGGCGGCUGGGGAGAGCAUCGCAACGCUCUGGGGCGUCCGGGGAGAGCAUCGCGACGCUCUGGGGCGUCCGGGGAGAGCAUCGCGAUGCUCUGGGGCGUCUGGGGAGAGCAUCGCGAUGCUAUGGGGCGUCCGGGGAGAGCAUCGCGACGCUCUGGGGCGUCCGGGAGAGCAUGGCGAUGCUCUGGGGCGUCCGGGGAGAGCAUCGCGACGCUCUGGGGCGGCUGGGGAGAGCAUCGCGACGCUCUGGGCGUCCUGGUAGAGCAUCGCGACGCUCUGGGGCGUCCGGGAGAGCAUCGCGACGCUCAGGGGCGUCCGGGGAGAGCAUCGCGACGCUCUGGGGCUUCCGGGGAGAGCAUCGCGACGCUCUGGGGCGUCCGGGAAGAGCAUAGCGACGCUCUGGGGCGUCCGGGGAGAGCAUCGCGACGCUCUGGGGCAUCCUGGGAGAGCAUCGGACGCUCUGGGGCGUCCGGGGAGAGCAUCGCAACGCUCUGGGGCGUCCGGGGAGAGCAUCGCGACGCUCUGGGGCGUCCGGGGAGAGCAUCGCGACGCUCUGGGGCGGCUGGGGAGAGCAUCACGACGCUCUGGGGCGUCCGGGAGAGCAUCGCGACGCUCUGGGGCGUCCGGGGAGAGCAUCGCGACGCUCUGGGGCGUCCGGGGAGAGCAUCGCGACGCUCUGGGGCGUCCGGGGAGAGCAUCGCGACGCUCUGGGGCGUCCGGGGAGAGCAUCGCGACGCUCUGGGGCGUCCGGGGAGAGCAUCGCGACGCUCUGGGGCGUCCGGGGAGAGCAUCGCGACGCUCUGGGGCGUCCGGGAGAGCAUCGCGACGCUCUGGGGCGUCGGGGAGAGCAUAGCGACGCUCUGGGGCGUCCGGGAGAGCAUCGCGACGCUCUGGGGCGUCCGGGGAGAGCAUCGCGACGCUCUGGGGCGUCCGGGGAGAGCAUCGCGACGCUCUGGGGCGUCCGGGAGAGCAUCGCGACGCUCUGGGGCGUCCGGGGAGAGCAUCGCGACGCUCUGGGGCGUCCGGGGAGAGCAUCGCGACGCUCUGGGGCGUCCGGGGAGAGCAUCGCGACGCUCUGGGGCGUCCGGGGAGAGCAUCGCGACGCUCUGGGGCGUCGGGGAGAGCAUCGCGACGCUCUGGGGCGUCCGGGGAGAGCAUCGCGACGCUCUGGGGCGUCCGGGGAGAGCAUCGCGACGCUCUGGGGCGUCCGGGGAGAGCAUCGCGACGCUCUGGGGCGUCCGGGAGAGCAUCGCGACGCUCUGGGGCGUCCGGGGAGAGCAUCGCGACGCUCUGGGGCGUCCGGGGAGAGCAUCGCGACGCUCUGGGGCGUCCGGGGAGAGCAUCGCGACGCUCUGGGGCGUCCGGGGAGAGCAUCGCGACGCUCUGGGGCGUCCGGGAGAGCAUCGCGACGCUCUGGGGCGUCCGGGGAGAGCAUCGCGACGCUCUGGGGCGUCCGGGGAGAGCAUCGCGACGCUCUGGGGCGUCCGGGGAGAGCAUCGCGACGCUCUGGGGCGUCCGGGGAGAGCAUCGCGACGCUCUGGGGCGUCCGGGGAGAGCAUCGCGACGCUCUGGGGCGUCCGGGGAGAGCAUCGCGACGCUCUGGGGCGUCCGGGGAGAGCAUCGCGACGCUCUGGGGCGUCCGGGGAGAGCAUCGCGACGCUCUGGGGCGUCCGGGGAGAGCAUCGCGACGCUCUGGGGCGUCCGGGGAGAGCAUCGCGACGCUCUGGGGCGUCCGGGGAGAGCAUCGCGACGCUCUGGGGCGUCCGGGGAGAGCAUCGCGACGCUCUGGGGCGUCCGGGAGAGCAUCGCGACGCUCUGGGGCGUCCGGGGAGAGCAUCGCGACGCUCUUGGGCGUCCGGGGAGAGCAUCGCGACGCUCUGGGGCGUCCGGAGAGCAUCGCGACGCUCUGGGGCGUCCGGGGAGAGCAUCGCGACGCUCUGGGGCGUCCGGGGAGAGCAUCGCGACGCUCUGGGGCUGGGGCGUCCUGGGAGAGCAUCGCGACGCUCUGGGGCGUCCGGGGAGAGCAUCGCGACGCUCUGGGGCGUCCGGGGAGAGCAUCGCGACGCUCUGGGGCGUCCGGGGAGAGCAUCGCGACGCUCUGGGGCGUCCGGGGAGAGCAUCGCGACGCUCUGGGGCGUCCGGGAAGAGCAUCGCGACGCUCUGGGGCGUCCGGGAGAGCAUCGCGACGCUCUGGGGCGUCCGGGGAGAGCAUCGCGACGCUCUGGGGCGUCCGGGGAGAGCAUCGCGACGCUCUGGGGCGUCCGGGGAGAGCAUCGCGACGCUCUGGGGCGUCCGGGGAGAGCAUCGCGACGCUCUGGGGCGUCCGGGGAGAGCAUCGCGACGCUCUGGGGCGUCCGGGGAGAGCAUCGCGACGCUCUGGGGCGUCCGGGGAGAGCAUCGCGACGCUCUGGGGCGUCCGGGGAGAGCAUCGCGACGCUCUGGGGCGUCCGGGAGAGCAUCGCGACGCUCUGGGGCGUCCGGGGAGAGCAUCGCGACGCUCUGGGGCGUCCGGGGAGAGCAUCGCGACGCUCUGGGGCGUCCGGGAGAGCAUCGCGACGCUCUGGGGCGUCCGGGGAGAGCAUCGCGACGCUCUGGGGCGUCCGGGGAGAGCAUCGCGACGCUCUGGGGCGUCCGGGGAGAGCAUCGCGACGCUCUGGGGCGUCCGGGAGAGCAUCGCGACGCUCUGGGGCGUCCGGGGAGAGCAUCGCGACGCUCUGGGGCGUCCGGGGAGAGCAUCGCGACGCUCUGGGGCGUCCGGGGAGAGCAUCGCGACGCUCUGGGGCGUCGGGGAGAGCAUCGCGACGCUCUGGGCGUCCGGGGAGAGCAUCGCGACGCUCUGGGGCGUCCGGGGAGAGCAUCGCGACGCUCUGGGGCGUCCGGGGAGAGCAUCGCGACGCUCUGGGGCGUCCGGGGAGCAUCGCGACGCUCUGGGGCGUCCGGGGAGAGCAUCGCGACGCUCUGGGGCGUCCGGAGAGCAUCGCGACGCUCUGGGGCGUCCGGGGAGAGCAUCGCGACGCUCUGGGGCGUCGGGGAGAGCAUCGCGACGCUCUGGGGCGUCCGGGAGAGCAUCGCGACGCUCUGGGGCGUCCGGGGAGAGCAUCGCGACGCUCUGGGGCGUCCGGGGAGAGCAUCGCGACGCUCUGGGGCGUCCGGGAGAGCAUCGCGCUGCUCUGGGGCUGGGGCUCCGGGGAGAGCAUCGCGACGCUCUGGGGCGUCCGGGGAGAGCAUCGCGACGCUCUGGGGCGUCCGGGGAGAGCAUCGCGACGCUCUGGGGCGUCCGGGGAGAGCAUCGCGACGCUCUGGGGCGUCCGGGGAGAGCAUCGCGACGCUCUGGGGCGUCGGGGAGAGCAUCGCGACGCUCUGGGGCGUCCGGGGGAGAGCAUCGCGACGCUCUGGGGCGUCCGGGGAGAGCAUCGCGACGCUCUGGGGCGUCCGGGGAGAGCAUCGCGACGCUCUGGGGCGUCCGGGGAGAGCAUCGCGACGCUCUGGGGCGUCCGGGGAGAGCAUCGCGACGCUCUGGGGCCCGGGGAGAGCAUCGCGACGCUCUGGGGCGUCCGGGGAGAGCAUCGCGACGCUCUGGGGCGUCCGGGGAGAGCAUCGCGACGCUCUGGGGCGUCCGGGGAGAGCAUCGCGACGCUCUGGGGCGUCCGGGGAGAGCAUCGCGACGCUCUGGGGCGUCCGGGGAGAGCAUCGCGACGCUCUGGGGCGUCUGGGGAGAGCAUCGCGACGCUCUGGGGCGUCCGGGGAGAGCAUCGCGACGCUCUGGGGCGUCUGGGAGAGCAUCGCGACGCUCUGGGGCGUCCGGGGAGAGCAUCGCGACGCUCUGGGGCGUCCGGGGAGAGCAUCGCGACGCUCUGGGGCGUCCGGGGAGAGCAUCGCGACGCUCUGGGGCGUCGCGGGAGAGCAUCGCGACGCUCUGGGGCGUCCGGGGAGAGCAUCGCGACGCUCUGGGGCGUCCGGGGAGAGCAUCGCGACGCUCUGGGGCGUCCGGGGAGAGCAUCGCGACGCUCUGGGGCGUCCGGGGAGAGCAUCGCGACGCUCUGGGGCGUCCGGGGAGAGCAUCGCGACGCUCUGGGGCGUCCGGGGAGAGCAUCGCGACGCUCUGGGGCGUCCGGGGAGAGCAUCGCGACGCUCUGGGGCGUCCGGGGAGAGCAUCGCGACGCUCUGGGGCGUCCGGGGAGAGCAUCGCGACGCUCUGGGGCGUCCGGGGAGAGCAUCGCGACGCUCUGGGGCGUCCGGGGAGAGCAUCGCGACGCUCUGGGGCGUCCGGGAGAGCAUCGCGACGCUCUGGGGCGUCCGGGGAGAGCAUCGCGACGCUCUGGGGCGUCCGGGGAGAGCAUCGCGACGCUCUGGGCGUCCGGGAGAGCAUCGCGACGCUCUGGGCGUCCGGGGAGAGCAUCGCGACGCUCUGGGGCGUCCGGGGAGAGCAUCGCGACGCUCUGGGGCGUCCGGGAGAGCAUCGCGACGCUCUGGGGCGUCCGGGGAGAGCAUCGCGACGCUCUGGGGCGUCCGGGGAGAGCAUCGCGACGCUCUGGGGCGUCGGGGAGAGCAUCGCGACGCUCUGGGGCGUCCGGGGAGAGCAUCGCGACGCUCUGGGGCGUCCGGGGAGAGCAUCGCGACGCUCUGGGGCGUCCGGGGAGAGCAUCGCGACGCUCUGGGGCGUCGGGGAGAGCAUCGCGACGCUCUGGGGCGUCCGGGGAGAGCAUCGCGACGCUCUGGGGCGUGGGGAGAGCAUCGCGACGCUCUGGGGCGUCCGGGGAGAGCAUCGCGACGCUCUGGGGCGUCCGGGGAGAGCAUCGCGACGCUCUGGGGCGUCCGGGGAGAGCAUCGCGACGCUCUGGGGCGUCCGGGGAGAGCAUCGCGACGCUCUGGGGGUCCGGGAGAGCAUCGCGACGCUCUGGGGCGUCCGGGAAGAGCAUCGCGACGCUCUGGGGCGUCCGGGGAGAGCAUCGCGACGCUCUGGGGCGUCCGGGGAGAGCAUCGCGACGCUCUGGGGCGUCCGGGAGAGCAUCGCGACGCUCUGGGGCGUCCGGGGAGAGCAUCGCGACGCUCUGGGGCGUCCGGGGAGAGCAUCGCGACGCUCUGGGGCGUCCGGGAGAGCAUCGCGACGCUCUGGGGCGUCCGGGAGAGCAUCGCGACGCUCUGGGGCGUCCGGGGAGAGCAUCGCGACGCUCUGGGGCGUCCGGGGAGAGCAUCGCGACGCUCUGGGGCGUCCGGGGAGAGCAUCGCGACGCUCUGGGGCGUCCGGGGAGAGCAUCGCGACGCUCUGGGGCGUCCGGGGAGAGCAUCGCGACGCUCUGGGGCGUCCGGGGAGAGCAUCGCGACGCUCUGGGGCGUCCGGGAGAGCAUCGCGACGCUCUGGGGCGUCCGGGGAGAGCAUCGCGACGCUCUGGGGCGUCCGGGGAGAGCAUCGCGACGCUCUGGGGCGUCCGGGAGAGCAUCGCGACGCUCUGGGGCGUCCGGGGAGAGCAUCGCGACGCUCUGGGCGUCCGGGGAGAGCAUCGCGACGCUCUGGGGCGUCCGGGGAGAGCAUCGCGACGCUCUGGGGCGUCCGGGAGAGCAUCGCGACGCUCUGGGGCGUCCGGGGAGAGCAUCGCGACGCUCUGGGGCGUCCGGAGAGCAUCGCGACGCUCUGGGGCGUCCGGGGAGAGCAUCGCGACGCUCUGGGGCGUCCGGGGAGAGCAUCGCGACGCUCUGGGGCGUCCGGGGAGAGCAUCGCGACGCUCUGGGGCGUCCGGGGAGAGCAUCGCGACGCUCUGGGGCGUCCGGGGAGAGGCGAGCUCUGGGGCGGGGAGAGCAUCGCGACGCUCUGGGGCGUCCGGGGAGAGCAUCGCGACGCUCUGGGGCGUCCGGGAGAGCAUCGCGACGCUCUGGGGCGUCCGGGGAGAGCAUCGCGACGCUCUGGGGCGUCCGGGGAGAGCAUCGCGACGCUCUGGGGCGUCCGGGGAGAGCAUCGCGACGCUCUGGGGCGUCCGGGGAGAGCAUCGCGACGCUCUGGGGCGUCCGGGGAGAGCAUCGCGACGCUCUGGGGCGUCCGGGGAGAGCAUCGCGACGCUCUGGGGCGUCCGGGGAGAGCAUCGCGACGCUCUGGGGCGUCCGGGGAGAGCAUCGCGACGCUCUGGGGCGUCCGGGAGAGCAUCGCGACGCUCUGGGGCGUCCGGGGAGAGCAUCGCGACGCUCUGGGGCGUCCGGGGAGAGCAUCGCGACGCUCUGGGGCGUCCGGGGAGAGCAUCGCGACGCUCUGGGGCGUCCGGGGAGAGCAUCGCGACGCUCUGGGGCGUCCGGGAGAGCAUCGCGACGCUCUGGGGCGUCCGGGGAGAGCAUCGCGACGCUCUGGGGCGUCCGGGGAGAGCAUCGCGACGCUCUGGGGCGUCCGGGAGAGCAUCGCGACGCUCUGGGGCGUCCGGGGAGAGCAUCGCGACGCUCUGGGGCGUCCGGGGAGAGCAUCGCGACGCUCUGGGGCGUCCGGGGAGAGCAUCGCGACGCUCUGGGGGGCGUCCGGGGAGAGCAUCGCGACGCUCUGGGGCGUCCGGGGAGAGCAUCGCGACGCUCUGGGGCGUCCGGGAGAGCAUCGCGACGCUCUGGGGCGUCCGGGGAGAGCAUCGCGACGCUCUGGGGCGUCCGGGGAGAGCAUCGCGACGCUCUGGGGCGUCCGGGGAGAGCAUCGCGACGCUCUGGGGCGUCCGGGGAGAGCAUCGCGACGCUCUGGGGCGUCCGGGGAGAGCAUCGCGACGCUCUGGGGCGUCUGGGGAGAGCAUCGCGACGCUCUGGGGCGUCCGGGAGAGCAUCGCGACGCUCUGGGGCGUCCGGGGAGAGCAUCGCGACGCUCUGGGGCGUCCGGGGAGAGCAUCGCGACGCUCUGGGGCGUCCGGGGAGAGCAUCGCGACGCUCUGGGGCGUCCGGGGAGAGCAUCGCGACGCUCUGGGGCGUCCGGGGAGAGCAUCGCGACGCUCUGGGGCGUCCGGGGAGAGCAUCGCGACGCUCUGGGGCGUCCGGGGAGAGCAUCGCGACGCUCUGGGGCGUCCGGGAGAGCAUCGCGACGCUCUGGGGCGUCCGGGAGAGCAUCGGGGGGGGGGACGACGCUCUGGGCGUCCGGGGAGAGCAUCGCGACGCUCUGGGGCGUCCGGGGAGAGCAUCGCGACGCUCUGGGGCGUCCGGGGAGAGCAUCGCGACGCUCUGGGGCGUCCGGGGAGAGCAUCGCGACGCUCUGGGGCGUCCGGGGAGAGCAUCGCGACGCUCUGGGGCGUCCGGGAGAGCAUCGCGACGCUCUGGGGCGUCCGGGGAGAGCAUCGCGACGCUCUGGGGCGUCCGGGGAGAGCAUCGCGACGCUCUGGGGCGUCCGGGGAGAGCAUCGCGACGCUCUCUGGGGCGUCGGGGAGAGCAUCGCGACGCUCUGGGGCGUCCGGGGAGAGCAUCGCGACGCUCUGGGGCGUCCGGGGAGAGCAUCGCGACGCUCUGGGGCGUCCGGGGAGAGCAUCGCGACGCUCUGGGGCGUCCGGGGAGAGCAUCGCGACGCUCUGGGGCGUCCGGGGAGAGCAUCGCGACGCUCUGGGGCGUCCGGGGAGAGCAUCGCGACGCUCUGGGGCGUCCGGGAGAGCAUCGCGACGCUCUGGGGCGUCCGGGGAGAGCAUCGCGACGCUCUGGGGCGUCCGGGGAGAGCAUCGCGACGCUCUGGGGCGUCCGGGGAGAGCAUCGCGACGCUCUGGGGCGUCCGGGAGAGCAUCGCGACGCUCUGGGGCGUCGGGGAGAGCAUCGCGACGCUCUGGGGCGUCCGGGAGAGCAUCGCGACGCUCUGGGGCGUCCGGGAGAGCAUCGCGACGCUCUGGGGCGUCCGGGGAGAGCAUCGCGACGCUCUGGGGCGUCCGGGGAGAGCAUCGCGACGCUCUGGGGCGUCCGGGGAGAGCAUCGCGACGCUCUGGGGCGUCCAGGGAGAGCAUCGCGACGCUCUGGGGCGUCCGGGGAGAGCAUCGCGACGCUCUGGGGCGUCCGGGGAGAGCAUCGCGACGCUCUGGGGCGUCGGGAGAGCAUCGCGACGCUCUGGGGCGUCCGGGGAGAGCAUCGCGACGCUCUGGGGCGUCCGGGGAGAGCAUCGCGACGCUCUGGGGCGUCCGGGAGAGCAUCGCGACGCUCUGGGGCGUCCGGGGAGAGCAUCGCGACGCUCUGGGGCGUCCGGGGAGAGCAUCGCGACGCUCUGGGGCGUCCGGGGAGGCCAUCGCGACGCUCUGGGGCGUCCGGGGAGAGCAUCGCGACGCUCUGGGGCGUCCGGGGAGAGCAUCGCGACGCUCUGGGGCGUCCGGGGAGAGCAUCGCGACGCUCUGGGGCGUCCGGGGAGAGCAUCGCGACGCUCUGGGGCGUCCGGGAGAGCAUCGCGACGCUCUGGGGCGCGUCCGGGGAGAGCAUCGCGACGCUCUGGGCGUCCGGGGAGAGCAUCGCGACGCUCUGGGGCGUCCGGGGAGAGCAUCGCGACGCUCUGGGGCGUCCUGGGGAGAGCAUCGCGACGCUCUGGGGCGUCCGGGGAGAGCAUCGCGACGCUCUGGGGCGUCCGGGGAGAGCAUCGCGACGCUCUGGGGCGUCCGGGGAGAGCAUCGCGACGCUCUUCUGGGGCGUCCGGGGAGAGCAUCGCGACGCUCUGGGGCGUCCGGGGAGAGCAUCGCGACGCUCUGGGGCGUCCGGGAGAGCAUCGCGACGCUCUGGGGCGUCCGGGAGAGCAUCGCGACGCUCUGGGGCGUCCGGGGAGAGCAUCGCGACGCUCUGGGGCGUCCGGGGAGAGCAUCGCGACGCUCUGGGGCGUCCGGGGAGAGCAUCGCGACGCUCUGGGGCGUCCGGGGAGAGCAUCGCGACGCUCUGGGGCGUCCGGGAGAGCAUCGCGACGCUCUGGGGCGUCCGGGGAGAGCAUCGCGACGCUCUGGGGCGUCCGGGGAGCAUCGCGACGCUCUGGGGCGUCCGGGGAGAGCAUCGCGACGCUCUGGGGCGUCCGGGGAGAGCAUCGCGACGCUCUGGGGCGUCCGGGGAGAGCAUCGCGACGCUCUGGGGCGUCCGGGGAGAGCAUCGCGACGCUCUGGGGCGUCCGAGGAGAGCAUCGCGACGCUCUGGGGCGUCCGGGGAGAGCAUCGCGACGCUCUGGGGCGUCCGGGGAGAGCAUCGCGACGCUCUGGGGCGGCUGGGGAGAGCAUCGCGACGCUCUGGGGCGUCCGGGGAGAGCAUCGCGACGCUCUGGGGCGUCCGGGGAGAGCAUCGCGACGCUCUGGGGCGUCCGGGGAGAGCAUCGCGACGCUCUGGGGCGUCCGGGGAGAGCAUCGCGACGCUCUGGGGCGUCCGGGGAGAGCAUCGCGACGCUCUGGGGCGUCCGAGGGAGAGCAUCGCGACGCUCUGGGGCGUCCGGGAGAGCAUCGCGACGCUCUGGGGCGUCCGGGGAGAGCAUCGCGACGCUCUGGGGCGUCCGGGGAGAGCAUCGCGACGCUCUGGGGCGUCCGGGGAGAGCAUCGCGACGCUCUGGGGCGUCCGGGGAGAGCAUCGCGACGCUCUGGGGCGUCCGGGGAGAGCAUCGCGACGCUCUGGGGCGUCCGGGGAGAGCAUCGCGACGCUCUGGGGCGUCCGGGGAGAGCAUCGCGACGCUCUGGGGCGUCCGGGAGAGCAUCGCGACGCUCUGGGGCGUCCGGGGAGAGCAUCGCGACGCUCUGGGGCGUCCGGGGAGAGCAUCGCGACGCUCUGGGGCGUCCGGGGAGAGCAUCGCGACGCUCUGGGGCGUCGGGGAGAGCAUCGCGACGCUCUGGGGCGUCGGGGAGAGCAUCGCGACGCUCUGGGGCGUCCGGGGAGAGCAUCGCGACGCUCUGGGGGGGCGUCCGGGGAGAGCAUCGCGACGCUCUGGGGCGUCCGGGGAGAGCAUCGCGACGCUCUGGGGCGUCCGGGAGAGCAUCGCGACGCUCUGGGGCGUCCGGGAGAGCAUCGCGACGCUCUGGGGCGUCCGGGGAGAGCAUCGCGACGCUCUGGGGCGUCCGGGGAGAGCAUCGCGACGCUCUGGGGCGUCCGGGGAGAGCAUCGCGACGCUCUGGGGCGUCCGGGGAGAGCAUCGCGACGCUCUGGGGCGUCCGGGGAGAGCAUCGCGACGCUCUGGGGCGUCCGGGAGAGCAUCGCGACGCUCUGGGGCGUCCGGGGAGAGCAUCGCGACGCUCUGGGGCGUCCGGGGAGAGCAUCGCGACGCUCUGGGGCGUCCGGGGAGAGCAUCGCGACGCUCUGGGGCGUCCGGGGAGAGCAUCGCGACGCUCUGGGGCGUCCGGGAGAGCAUCGCGACGCUCUGGGGCGUCCGGGGAGAGCAUCGCGACGCUCUGGGGCGUCCGGGAGAGCAUCGCGACGCUCUGGGGCGUCCGGGAGAGCAUCGCGACGCUCUGGGGCGUCCGGGGAGAGCAUCGCGACGCUCUGGGGCGUCCGGGGAGAGCAUCGCGACGCUCUGGGGCGUCCGGGGAGAGCAUCGCGACGCUCUGGGGCGUCGGGGAGAGCAUCGCGACGCUCUGGGGCGUCCGGGAGAGCAUCGCGACGCUCUGGGGCGUCCGGGAGAGCAUCGCGACGCUCUGGGGCGUCCGGGAGAGCAUCGCGACGCUCUGGGGCGUCCGGGGAGAGCAUCGCGACGCUCUGGGGCGUCCGGGGAGAGCAUCGCGACGCUCUGGGGCGUCCGGGGAGCAUCGCGACGCUCUGGGGCGUCCGGGGAGAGCAUCGCGACGCUCUGGGGCGUCCGGGGAGAGCAUCGCGACGCUCUGGGGCGUCCGGGAGAGCAUCGCGACGCUCUGGGGCGUCCGGGGAGAGCAUCGCGACGCUCUGGGGCGUCCGGGGAGAGCAUCGCGACGCUCUGGGGCGUCCGGGGAGAGCAUCGCGACGCUCUGGGGCGUCCGGGGAGAGCAUCGCGACGCUCUGGGGCGUCCGGGGAGAGCAUCGCGACGCUCUGGGGCGUCCGGGGAGAGCAUCGCGACGCUCUGGGGCGUCCGGGAGAGCAUCGCGACGCUCUGGGGCGUCCGGGAGAGCAUCGCGACGCUCUGGGGCGUCCGGGGAGAGCAUCGCGACGCUCUGGGGCGUCCGGGAGAGCAUCGCGACGCUCUGGGGCGUCCGGGGAGAGCAUCGCGACGCUCUGGGGCGUCCGGGGAGCAUCGCGACGCUCUGGGGCGUCCGGGGAGAGCAUCGCGACGCUCUGGGGCGUCCGGGAGAGAGCAUCGCGACGCUCUGGGGCGUCCGGGGAGAGCAUCGCGACGCUCUGGGGCGUCCGGGAGAGCAUCGCGACGCUCUGGGGCGUCCGGGGGAGCAUAUCGCGACGCUCUGGGGCGUCCGGGGAGAGCAUCGCGACGCUCUGGGGCGUCCGGGGAGAGAGCAGGGGGGGCGUCCAUAGCGACGCUCUGGGGCGUCCGGGGAGAGCAUCGCGACGCUCUGGGGCGUCCGGGGAGAGAGCAUCGCGACGCUCUGGGGCGUCCGGGGAGAGCAUCGCGACGCUCUGGGGCGUCCGGGGAGAGCAUCGCGACGCUCUGGGGCGUUCGGGAGAGCAUCGCGACGCUCUGGGGCGUCCGGGGAGAGCAUCGCGACGCUCUGGGGCGUCCGGGGAGAGCAUCGCGACGCUCUGGGGCGUCCGGGGAGAGCAUCGCGACGCUCUGGGGC